AGCCGCCUGGCAGCGGCGGCGCGGGCUGACGGCAGCCGCCCGGAGGUGAGCGGCGGCGGCUCGGGCGGCCGAGGCGGCGGGGCCGCCCCCGCCGUGCCCCAUGCGGGCGGCGGGGCGGCGGCGGCUCUGAGGGCAUCGCUGAGGGCGAUGUCGGAGGCGGGGGGCGCGGGCCGGGCGCGGGCCGCCGUGGAGCGGCUCUCGGAGGCGGUGGGCGAGCGGCGGCGGCGGCUGGGCACCGCCAUGGGGGAGGCACGGCGGCAGCGGCGGCUGCUGCUGAUGGUGGUGUGCGUGGCGCUGCUGCUGGACAACAUGCUCUACAUGGUCAUCGUGCCCAUCAUCCCCGACUACAUCGCGGCUAUGCGCGGCGGCGGGGGCACCGCCGGCCCGUCCGCGCCCGCGGGGGGCAACGGGAGCGGCGGCGGCAACCGGAGCCUUCUGCCUGCGCGGUACCCGCCGGCCACGGGGACCAACGAGGACGUGCAGAUCGGGGUGCUGUUCGCCUCCAAAGCCAUGCUGCAGCUGCUGGUGAACCCCCUCAGCGGCACCCUCAUCGACCGCGUGGGCUACGAGGCACCGCUGCUGGCCGGGCUGGCCGUCCUGUUCCUCUCCACCGCCACCUUCGCCUUCGCCGAGAACUACGCGACGCUGUUCGCGGCGCGCAGCCUGCAGGGGCUGGGCUCUGCCUUUGCGGACACGGCCGGCAUCGCCCUCAUCGCUGACCGCUACGCCGAGGAGCCGGCGCGGAGCCGCGCCCUGGGCACGGCGCUGGCCUGCAUCUCCUUCGGCAGCCUGGCCGCCCCCCCCUUCGGCGGCGUCCUCUACGAGUUCGCGGGCAAGCGGGUGCCCUUCCUGGUGCUGGCCUGCGUCUGCCUCCUCGACGGGCUGAUGCUGCUGGUCCUGGCGCCGCCCGGUGGCACCGGGGCACGGGCCAACAUGCCAGUGGGCACCCCGAUACACCGCCUCAUGAUUGACCCCUACAUUGCCGUGGUGGCAGGGGCCCUGGCCACCUGCAACAUCCCCCUGGCCUUCCUGGAGCCCACCAUCGCCAACUGGAUGAAGGAUUCCAUGGGGGCCAGCGAGUGGGAGGUGGGCCUCACCUGGCUGCCCGCCUUCUUCCCCCACGUGCUGGGUGUCUACGUCACCGUCCAGCUGGCUGCUGCCUACCCACACCUGCAGUGGUUUUACGGGGCCCUGGGCAUGGCCAUCAUCGGUGCCAGCUCCUGCCUGGUGCCCGCCUGCAGGAAUUUCGGGCAGGUCAUCAUUCCCCUCUGUGGCAUCUGCUUUGGCAUCGCCCUGGUGGACACAGCCCUGCUGCCCACCCUGGCUUUCCUGGUGGACGUGCGCCACGUCUCAGUCUAUGGCAGCGUCUAUGCCAUUGCAGACAUCUCCUAUUGUGUGGCAUAUGCCCUGGGGCCCAUCGUGGCCGGCCAGAUUGUGCACACCAUGGGCUUUGCACAGCUCAACCUAGGCAUGGGGCUUGCCAACGUGCUUUAUGCCCCUGUCCUUCUCCUCCUCAAAAAUGUCUGCCAAAUGAAACCCUCUCACUCGGAGAGGAACAUCCUCCUUGAAGAAGGACCUAAGGGACUCUACGACACCAUCAAAAUGGAGGAGCGCAAAGGCAUGGGCAAAAGCCUCCAGCCAGCGGGCGAGAUGGAUGAGAAUGGCAUGGGCUCUUACCACAGAGACCUGAAAGGGGUGUCUGAGGAGGACUCAUCCGACUAUGAGUACAGUUAGGUUCCCCCAUGCAGCCCAGACCCAGGAGCAAGGAGAGACCUGUGGGAGAGAGGCAAAGCAGGGGGAGGAAAAUGUUACUGCAUUAUGUUUCUGUACUGACGUGCAAUAUCUACAGUUUAACCUUUGUCAUGAUGUAACGGCUUUCUUCUAGACUUACUUUGAAUCAGUAUUUCCCUCAGCAUUCCAGCAAAGUGGAGGGGGUAGGAAAUGGGAGAUAAUACUGAAAAAAUAUUGGAGUAAUCAUUAGCAGAAUCUGAGGGGAUCUUUCAAAACAAUGCCAAAAAGAAAACAAAAAACCCAACAGCUUUAUAGCUGGGGUAUAAUUGUGCAGAGUGUUCUCAAACUGAAACUGUGUGUGACAUACUGUAUAUCUCUGUAAAAAUUACAAGAAAAGCAAAAAAGUAUGUGUAAAAUUUCAAAUUGUGUAUUCAGGGACUUAGUAAAUCUUGUGUACAUAUAGACUUUCAGUUGGUUUCCUAUAUUUAAGAAGAGCAACAGCUGUCUCAUUUCAUUCUUCCCUGGGAAUAAACUGAAGUAUUGUACCUUUUUUUUCUCUCUUGUGCUGCUCUCCGGUAAGUGCAAUAUGCUGUAUUAUGUUGAAGUCCAAGUUACAAGAAUAAUAUGAUCUGAAUAAACAGAAUUGAAGGGGA
Messenger RNA from Zonotrichia leucophrys gambelii, 2384 nucleotides. It is a transcript of the gene SLC18A3, whose product is annotated as solute carrier family 18 member A3. NCBI's taxonomy places the organism in Eukaryota, Metazoa, Chordata, Aves, Passeriformes, Passerellidae. Gene Ontology annotation, molecular function: acetylcholine transmembrane transporter activity. The transcript has a single exon. The coding region runs from base 148 to 1734 and encodes 528 amino acids. The record is from RefSeq and is a predicted model, not a curated record. Gene Ontology annotation, cellular component: AP-1 adaptor complex; AP-2 adaptor complex; terminal bouton. Gene Ontology annotation, biological process: transmembrane transport; chemical synaptic transmission.